AUGGUUUCAGUGCCAACUAGCCCAAGCAGCAGGUUACGCUCCUCAUCACGCCAGCGUUGUUCUAGCCAGCCCACUAACGUUGUGUCAGCAUUCUGUGAGCGAAAUGCAAGAAACGCCCCUGUACCAUUCACUGGGUGCCCGUUAAAGAAGCCCAGCAGGCGGUUAAAAUUAACCGCAGCCAUCCACUACGCAUCAAGGCAUUCUUCCAGCUGUCCAGCAACUACUAAGAGUAGGCAACAUGACUUCCCACCAACAGUCAAGCAUGAGGAGUUGCAGGAUAGUCUUUUCAACCUUUCAUCAAGUCCUUCUAUUUCUCUAUCAACGGCCGAGGGUGAAAACUCGCAGCAAGGACACUUCCACCGCUGUCAGUUCUGUGCAUAUCAGUCCCGUAACCCGCUUCACCUGGAAACACACAUCAGGGUCCAUACUGGCGAGCGUCCAUUUGAAUGCCAUUUGUGCCCGCAGAGAUUCUCCCAUAAAAGCAACCUGAAUGUACACUUGCGCACCCACACAGGCGAGAAGCCAUUUCACUGCCCCUCGUGCCCUCAGAAGUUUGUACAUAGCGGCGACCUUAACAGGCACCUGCGCAUCCACACGGGUGAGCGGCCGUUUCAGUGCCCGUCGUGCCCUCGGAGAUUCUCGCGAAAGGCCUUUCUGAAGGAACACAUGAGCCUCCACACGGGUGAGCGACCAUUUCAGUGCCCCCUGUGCCCUCAGACUUUCUUGCACAAGUCCAGCAUAAAGCAGCACCUGAGUGUCCAUACCGGGGACCGACCACACCGCUGCACCAGCUGCUCCAAGUCCUUUGUGCGGGCUGAGCACUUGAGCAGACAUAAGAAAAGAAUGCACCACGAUGCCAUAGAGUAGGCCAUCAGCAAUGCAGAACUAGAGUCUGAACUAGGAAUCUACCUACAUGUGCAGCACGAUGCAAGGUUUUCUGCUGCAUCAGGUUGAACUGUCAAGUCACUUCACAAGAUGUUACAGGUUAAUCGAGGAAGUUGCAGGGUUAUUUGUACUAUUGAGAUUGCGGUGCAUUACACUGACGUUCAGUAAAGUGGAAAGUUGGGCUAGUUGGUGAGUGAUCAUCAUACCUUGCUGGUGAAGCAGCGCACUGACACGGACACAGUGAAGACAAACAGGAAAAGACGACACUCGCUGCACUUGCAACUAUUUUAUUUCAGAACACAUACUUCAUAUUUAUAUACCUGCGCACCCUCAGGCAUCAAAGAAAAUCAAGGCAAGAUUAAAGGCAUUUUUAAAAAAUCAUUUGCCCGUGCAUACUCGGGCGUCAAAGAUAUGGCACCUAUCUAUCAUGGCGUGCAAUCCUAUCGUAAUUUGUUGCAACCCUAACAACCAUUU
This is a messenger RNA of Dermacentor albipictus, 1359 nucleotides long. RefSeq names its product gastrula zinc finger protein XlCGF8.2DB-like. The record is from RefSeq and is a predicted model, not a curated record. Gene Ontology annotation, molecular function: DNA-binding transcription factor activity, RNA polymerase II-specific; RNA polymerase II cis-regulatory region sequence-specific DNA binding. Gene Ontology annotation, biological process: regulation of transcription by RNA polymerase II. Gene Ontology annotation, cellular component: transcription regulator complex; PcG protein complex; chromatin. NCBI's taxonomy places the organism in Eukaryota, Metazoa, Arthropoda, Arachnida, Ixodida, Ixodidae.